GGAGGGAGCGGAGCGGGGGCGCUGCCGCAGGGGGAGCGCGGCCGCCGCUCGGGGCGCAGCCCGGCCCGGCCCGGCCCGGCCCCCGCACAUCCGGGCGCUCCCGCAGGCCCGGCCCGUGCUGUGCCGGGGCGGCUCGGCCCGGCCCGGCCCGGCGCGAUGCUGCGCUGCAUGCCGCCGCUCUGGCGCUGCAACCGGCACGUGGAGGCGCUGGACCGGCGACACUGCUCGCUGCAGGCCGUGCCCGAGGAGAUCUACCGCUACAGCCGCUCGCUCGAGGAGCUGCUGCUGGACGCCAACCAGCUCCGAGAGCUGCCCAAGCCUUUCUUCAGGCUGCUGAACCUGCGCAAGCUGGGCCUGAGCGACAAUGAGAUCCAGAGGCUUCCCCCCGAGGUGGCCAACUUCAUGCAGCUGGUGGAGCUGGACAUCUCCCGCAAUGACAUUCCAGAAAUUCCUGAAAGCAUCAAAUUCUGCAAAUCCCUGGAAAUCGCAGACUUCAGUGGGAAUCCUCUCUCCAGGCUUCCUGAGGGCUUCACGCAGCUCCGAAGCCUGGGCCACUUGGCCUUGAAUGAUGUGUCCCUGCAGAGCCUCCCCACUGACAUUGGGAAUUUGGCAAACCUGGUGACUUUGGAGCUACGUGAGAACCUGCUAAAGACUCUCCCCACUUCACUCUCCUUCCUUGUCAAGUUAGAGCAGUUGGAUCUCGGUGGCAAUGACCUGGAAGUACUGCCGGACACUCUGGGUGCGCUCCCGAACCUGCGGGAGCUCUGGCUGGACCGGAACCAGCUCUCGGCACUGCCGCCGGAGCUGGGCAACCUGCGCCGCCUGGUGUGUCUGGAUGUGUCUGAGAACAAGCUGGAGCAAUUGCCCAACGAGGUCAGCGGGCUGGUGGCGCUGACGGACCUGCUGCUGUCCCAGAACCUUCUGGAAUGCAUUCCAGAUGGCAUCGGUCAGCUGAAGCAGCUCUCCAUCCUCAAGGUGGACCAGAACCGGCUGACAGACAUGACAGAAUCAAUUGGGGACUGUGAAAAUCUGUCUGAGCUCAUCCUGACUGAGAACAUGCUGACUGCCUUGCCCAAAUCCCUGGGCAAGCUGGCCAAGCUGACGAACCUGAACGUGGACCGGAACCGGCUGACGGCGCUGCCAGCAGAGAUUGGGGGCUGUGCCAACCUCAAUGUCCUGUCCCUGCGGGACAACCGCCUGGCCCUGCUGCCCCCUGAGCUGGCCAACACCACCGAGCUCCACGUCCUGGAUGUGGCUGGGAACAGGCUGCAGAACUUGCCCUUUGCUUUGACAAAUCUUAAUCUGAAAGCCCUGUGGCUGGCAGAAAACCAGUCCCAGCCCAUGCUGAAAUUUCAGACCGAGGAUGAUGAAAAGACAGGAGAAAAGGUCCUCACUUGCUACCUGCUCCCCCAGCAACCCUCUCCCAGCCUGGCUCCCACUGUGUUAUCUUCCUCCCCAGAGAACCUUCUGCAGAACAGCGUGGAUGAGAGCUGGACAGACACCAACUUAAACAGAGUCAGUGUGAUCCAGUUCCUGGAUGAACCUAAAGGAGAUGAUGAUGAGGAGUCUGGAGGCCUGCAGCGCCGAGCCACCCCUCACCCCAGUGAGCUGAAGGUGAUGAAGAAGGUGAUCGAGGUCCGGCGCAACGAGGUGAACGCUGCGAGGGCUGAUGCCAACCCCAGCUCUCCCAGCUCAGAUGAGAAGAGGCUGAGUGCCACAUCCAAUCGCAGUGAGGACUCCCACCUGUCCACCAGCACGGCCUCUGUGGAGGGCAGGGCAGAGGACAGGGAGCGGGGCUGGCCCAACGGGCAGGUGCCUGACCUGCGGGACCUGGACAAGCAGGUGAAGGCCAAAGAGGAAGAGGAGCGCAAGGAAGCUGCUGAGCAGGAGGAGGAAGAUGCGGAAGUGGAAUACAAUGAGCCCACUGUACACUUUGCUGAGGACACGCUGAUAAGGAGUGAGGAUGAGGAUGAGGAUGAAGAGCGACCAUUCCCAGUGGAGAAGCAAAGGCUCAUCCGCAAGGACACGCCCCAUUAUAAGAAACACUUCAAGAUCACUAAACUGCCCAAGCCAGAGGCAGUGGUGGCACUUCUGCAGGGGCUGAACAGUGAUGGGGUCCCCAAAGAGGAAGAGGAGUUGGGAGGCUGCAAUAGUAACACAGAGCCCAGGGAUCAGGAGGAAGCAUGGGAUGAGGAUGACAGAAAGAAUGGAGCUUUGUCUGCUCAGCCAUCCGUGAAGGGGGUGUCGUUUGAUCAAGCCAAUAAUCUGCUGAUUGAACCUGCUCGCAUUGAGGAGGAAGAGCUGACCCUGACCAUCGUGCGGCAGACGGGGGGGCUGGGCAUCAGCAUCGCGGGGGGCAAGGGCUCCACGCCCUAUAAGGGGGACGAUGAGGGCAUCUUUAUUUCCCGUGUGUCUGAGGAGGGUCCUGCAGCUCGUGCAGGGGUCCGUGUUGGCGACAAGCUUCUGGAGGUGAACGGCGUGUCCCUGCACUGUGCCGAGCACCACGUGGCCGUGGAGGCUCUGCGGGGCUCGGGGAGCUCGGUGUCCAUGACGGUGCUGCGGGAGCGGAUGGUGGAGCCAGAGAACGCCAUCACCGUCACCCCUCUGCGCCCCGAGGACGAUUACAGCCCCCGGGAGCGGCGCGGGGGGCUGCGCUUCCCCGAGAGCCCCGAGGCAGCACCGGCCACCGAGAGAUUCUCCACCUGCCUCAUGCGCAAUGAGAAGGGCCUCGGCUUCAGCAUCGCUGGUGGCAAGGGCUCCACUCCUUACCGGGCUGGAGACAUGGGGAUCUUCAUCUCCCGGAUUGCAGAGGGUGGUGCGGCCCACCGGGAUGGGAUCCUGCACGUCGGAGACCGAGUCAUCUCGAUCAAUGGGGUAGACAUGACAGAAGCCAGGCAUGAUCAGGCCGUAGCGCUGCUUACCGCGGCCUCCCCCACCAUCGUGCUGCUGGUAGAGCGAGAGGGCGCGGAGCAGCCCGGCGAGGGGGGCUCGCCCCGGGGCCGCAUGCACUCCCCCCCACCCCCAGGCCCCGGGGACAGCCACAGCCCGCCCGAGGACACGGCGCCGAGGAACCACCUGUGCAAAGGGCUGGAGGAUCAGUACCCUGUCGAGGAAAUUCACCUGGUCAAAGCAGGUGGUCCCCUGGGCCUCAGCAUCGUCGGAGGCAGUGACCAUUCCAGUCAUCCCUUCGGGAUUCAUGAGCCAGGUGUCUUCAUCUCCAAGGUCAUCCCGCGGGGGCUGGCGUCGCGCAGCGGGCUCCGCGUAGGGGACAGGAUCCUGGAGGUGAACAGCAUCGACCUGCGCCACGCCACGCACCAGGAGGCUGUGAAUGCACUGCUCUCCAACGCCCAGGAGCUCACCAUGGUGGUCCGCAGGGACCCUCCUCCACCUGGGAUGCAGGAAAUAUGCAUUGAAAAGGCUCCAGGAGAGAAGCUGGGCAUCAGCAUCCGGGGUGGAGCAAAGGGCCAUGCUGGCAAUCCAUUUGAUCCCACUGAUGAAGGCAUCUUCAUCUCCAAGGUGAGCUCCUCCGGGGCUGCUGCCCGGGACGGCCGCCUGAAGGUGGGGAUGAGGAUCCUGGAGGUGAACCACCAGAGCCUGCUGGGCAUGACGCACACGGAGGCCGUGCAGAUCCUGCGGGGCGUGGGCGACGCGCUGCUCGUGCUGGUCUGCGACGGCUUCGACCCCAAGGCUGCGGCUGCCAUCGAGAUGUCCCCAGGAAUCAUUGCAAACCCUUUUGCUGCUGGCAUUGGGCGCAAGAACAGCCUGGAGAGCAUCUCCUCCAUCGACCGGGAUCUGAGCCCCGAGGAGCUGGAGAUCCUGCAGAAGGAGAUGGAAAUGGUGAGAGAAGCCACUCAGUGGGAGAGAGAAGAAAUGGAGAAAGUGACUGUCCCCAGUGAACCCCUGCGCUUGGACUACCGGACCCUGGCAGCGCUGCCCAGCAGUGGCCUGCAGAGAGGCAACCGUGCUGCUCCUGUGGGCGACUCUGGGACAGGAAAUUCCAGGCGUGAAUCCCCCUAUUCUCCCAGUAAUCCACAGGUGCCCGCAGCCCCCCGGCCCGCUCACCUGGCCGGCAGGGAGACGCGCUUUGCUUCCAUUAACUUCAUUACAUCUCAGGAUGACAGUAAAUCAACCAAGCCUGGCGUCAUUCAGCCUCUGUCCCGCGUGCGACCGAGCGCUGCAUCCCACAGGUCAGAGGAGGGGGACAGCCCCAACCCCUUCCAGCAGCCCGAGCCCUGCUUCAGGAUCCACAGCUCUCACAAACCACGGCCACCGUCGCCACCCUCCCCUGACGAGGUCCCCAUCAAUGUCAAGCAGGCCUACAAGACGUUUGCAGCAGUGCCCCUGUCCCACCCUCUGCUCGGGACACAGGAAUUGUCUGGUCAGAGCAGCACAGAAAAUAGCAAAAUGGCCUUGGAGGUGGCUGCACACAGCCCUGGGGGACAGCACAGCCCUGAGCAAAGAUCUUUCCGUGAGAGGCAGAAGUAUUUUGAGAUCGAGGUGAAGCAGCAGCACCUGGACAAGCCUCCCAAGCGUGUGUCCUUGGUGGGGGAAGACGACCUGAAGAAAAUGAAAGAGGAGGAAGCCCGCAAGCUGCAGCAGCAGCGAGCCCUUCUGCUGGAGGAGGAAGCUGAGGAGGAUGAGGAGGUGAGGCAGGUUCCUGAGGCUGUGCAGUCCAGUGUCAUCAUCGAGGGUGUGGAAUACAAGGUCGAGAGGCUGAAUGGGAGGAGCAUCCCGGCUCCAGCAGCUCGGCCUUUGGAGCUCAGUGAGAACAGCAGCUCACAGAGGAAUUCCCUGGAAGAGGGGAUCAAGUCUGAGCAGAGAACCAACUCCAUGUCGGGGCUGAGCCCUUUGCUGGCGGAACCAGGCGCUCCCGUGCGCACGGCCAAGGCCGAGCGGCGGCACCAGGAGCGGCUGCGCAUGCAGAGCCCGGAGCUGCUCAGCACCCAGGACAAGGACAAGGACAAGGAGCUGUCCCCAGCAGAACGCCGGGCUCUGGAGGCAGAAAAACGGGCCAUGUGGAGGGCAGCACGGAUGAAAUCACUGGAACAGGAUGCUCUCAAAGCACAGAUGGUUAUUGCCAAGUCCAAGGAGGGGAAGAAGCGCAGCACACUGGAGCAGCUGGCAGAGUCCCCUUCACCCGCUCCGACGCCGUCUCCAACGCCGCUGGAAGAUUGCAGCCCCAGGAAUGUCACUUCCCCAGGAAGGCUGUCAAUGUCUGAAAAGAAGUUUGACUACCGGGAAUUUGCUGCUAUUCCUUCCUCCAAACCUGUUUACGAAAUCCAGUCACCUGAUGCAGCUGAUGACCUCAGAUACGUUGGUGACAGGCACAGCUCAGUUCCCCGGGAGCAGGAUGGGCAGCCAGAGGAAGAGGACACACUGGGAACACGGGAUCCAUCAGCACCAGCUCCCUCAGCCCUGGAGGACAUGGCCCUGUACAGCAGCAAGCGGAAGCUCCGGCACAGCCGGCGCAGUCUGGAGACCGCUGUCCCCACAUAGGUGACCCGGCACACCUGGGCAAUGAACUGGCCUGGCACAGCCCUUCCGAGCUUCCUGUGCUCCAGGGACAGCACCAGGCUGCCCCUCUGCCUACAGACUCUGGAUGGGACCUGAGCCUCCCGUGAGCUCUGUGGCCAACUGACUCCUCUGAGGCUGCCUCGUUUCUCACCUAACAGUGCACUGGGGCACAUCCCAAAACUGGGACAACACUGGACUGACUGCUGGCAGAUGGAGAGGAAGGGUGGCCAGAACAGUGGGCAGCUUGUUAGCCUGUAAAUAUUGUGUGUGGGGAACGGUAGGACAGGGAGAAUGUAGGAGUGUGAGAGUGUGUUGGGCUCCAGCUGUUACUGCCUCAGCUUGGGUUUUGUAGUGGUUAAAAGGAGCUUCUCCUCUGGUGGGAAUCAGGAGGAAGGCCCAGCCUGCCUUUACUCCUGUUUCAUUUCCAGUCUUUUGCCAAAAAGCAUCUCCUCCCACCUCCUGCACUGUGUCACCUCACUUCCCUUUGGGAGUGUUUGGGAAUGGGAAGCUUGGAGGCAAAAAUAAGGAGAAAAAAAAAAGAAAGAAAACCCAUCAGAAUUCCAGCAAAGUGCCUCCCUCUGCCACUGGCACGCUGUGCUCCAGGAAAACAGAGGCAGCUCUGCCACCUGCCUCUGUCCUGGUGGGACACUGCUCCUGCCAGGGCUUCGCACUGUCUUGGGGACAGGUCCCUCCCUGGAUGGUCACGUCCCCCUUUGUCACACACAGUGUGAGCCACUCCACGAGCACACAGGUGGAGGAGUCUGUGUCCUGUAGCACUGGGGCAGGAAUGGGACAGAGCCCACAGCCAUAGCAGGGGUGUAGGGGGUGUGUGACAGCAGUGGGGAGCAGGACACUUGGGGUAGGACAUGGUGGCAGACGUGGGAGGUGUGACAGCAGGUACCUUAGUGGGUAGGGUUCAGGAACUGGGGGUGGGUAGAAUGUGGCGUUGCUGGGGUCAGAUUGGGAGUUACAGGAUUUUACACAUGGGAGAUACUGGUGGGGAGUCCACAGUGUCCAUGCUGGCUGAGGGUGGAGUGGGAUGUCACAGGGUGCCUGCUGUGGGCUGGCAGGGAGCACCAGGAGCACCACAGAGCAGAAUGGGGCUGGCCUGUGCCUUGCAAUAACUACAUAGUUCCACUUUGCCAGCUCAUUGGUUUCAGGCCCCUUUCCAUGGAGGACAUGGAAAAUGCAUGUUUGCCCAUGCAAGAGGGAAAAAGGAAAAUGAGAAGUGAGUGGGGGUGUGAGUCCUGGUUUCCACAUGUGGAACAAGGGCUGUCAGCAGGUUCUAUAUCAUGUGAGCUCUACAGAUGUGGAGGUCACAGCUGCUGCUCCCAACUCUGCCAUCAACCUCUGCUGCCGCUAGUGAGGGGAAGCAACCCUUUUUUUUUUUUUUUCACUGCCUCUAACCGUGAGGAAGGUCUGAGCCCGGCACAAUCCCAUUCCCUGUCCAUUGGUGCUCUCUGACUCUCCAGUAAGAACAGGGUUGGACCUUGAGCCUCACAGUGGCUGGGCAGUGACAGGCACUUCUGCUUGUAUAUUUGCUGAAGGAAAGAGCUGGAUGCAGUUUUUUUGGGUGCAGCUUUUUAGUUGAGCCUCUCCUUUCAUGCCAAAAUCCAGCAGAUCAUUUUAACUGACUCUGUAUGUUUUGAUUUUACAGACUUGUGAAGGGAGAACUCUGAUAAUCUCACACUGCAGCUGCAGCUGCUUCCAUCAUCAGCAAAUUGAGCUUUUCCUUUUUAAAUCUAAUUUUAGCAUUUGCUUUUUAACAACAGCAGUUUUGGAAACAAUCCUGGCUGGGUUUUGGUGACUAACUUGUGAUUCUUCUCUCCCUUCCCUGUGCGAUACCUGGUGCCAGGCUCUGGAUUCUCUCCUGUUCUCUCCCAAGAGACUCCAAGGGAAAAUUAGCGCAUCAAGACUGUAACUAGUGAAAUUUGUACAACCAAAGAAAUCUAUUUUGUGGUUCAAGGAUAAUAAAGUUUACUUUACAUUUUAGA
This is a messenger RNA of Cinclus cinclus, 7508 nucleotides long. RefSeq names its product scribble planar cell polarity protein (gene SCRIB). The coding region runs from base 157 to 5496 and encodes 1779 amino acids. The transcript has 43 exons. Gene Ontology annotation, cellular component: postsynaptic membrane; adherens junction; postsynaptic density. Gene Ontology annotation, biological process: neurotransmitter receptor transport, endosome to postsynaptic membrane; neurotransmitter receptor transport postsynaptic membrane to endosome. Gene Ontology annotation, molecular function: protein binding. The record is from RefSeq and is a predicted model, not a curated record. NCBI's taxonomy places the organism in Eukaryota, Metazoa, Chordata, Aves, Passeriformes, Cinclidae.